Messenger RNA from Bombina bombina (fire-bellied toad), 2221 nucleotides. RefSeq names its product sialic acid-binding Ig-like lectin 14. The coding region runs from base 258 to 1910 and encodes 550 amino acids. NCBI's taxonomy places the organism in Eukaryota, Metazoa, Chordata, Amphibia, Anura, Bombinatoridae. The record is from RefSeq and is a predicted model, not a curated record. The transcript is spliced from 11 exons.
UAAACAGAGGAGAGUGAAACACUCAGAGAAAGAGAAGCUAUACUAUAGAGCUUGACAAAUGGAACUAUAAAUGGGAAUAUACACAACAGCAAAGAAAUUAGCCCUAGAAGACAUAAGAGACAUCCAAAUUAUAUCCAUUUGGUUUUACAAAUGACAGCGUGCUAGACGAUAUUGUCUUCUAUAACUUUACUUGCAUUUUGAACUGGAAUUCUUACUACCAGUGAAUUCAAUCUGUAUCAAAGAGCAUAUCAAUCAAGAUGAUGCUUGGACAAUGUUGGUGUCAAAAUUAUUGCCCUGCUGUAUUCAUAAUUUUGUUCCUGUCAUGGGAAGGUCUUAACGGGGAGCUACUUCCGGGUUUCAGCAUACAGGUGACUAAAGAACUUACAGUGCAGCGUGGGCUUUGUGUGUACAUUCCCUGCAGAUUUACAUAUGAAACACAACAUGGAAAUUUAGUAUCAGCAGAUUCCAAGAUGAUCUGGAAAAUCAAUGGCAAGGUUUAUUUGUCUUCUAAACCUGUUCUACUAAAUUCACUGGAUAAAAAAAUUAAGCAAGGAGACUGCUCCUUUAAAAUCAGUAAUGUAAGCAUGGAAAAUCAGGGGAAUUAUUAUUUUAGGAUUGAAGGAACAGAUAAAUUACAAUGGAACUAUGAAGAUAUCAAACCCUACGUUUCAGUGAAAGAGCUUACAGAUAAACCUCAAAUAUCCUCUGAUGAAACCCUGAUUGCUAGUAAAGAGGUGACACUGACAUGUACAGCUCCAGGGAGAUGUGCUGGGACUGCCCCAAUCAUCACAUGGGAAGGAAAUUUAAGUAACAGAACAGUCGCUUAUAACAUGACGUAUACAGAUGGUAACAGCACCUACUACUCAAACAUAACAUUCACUCCUUCAUAUAAAGAUAACUCUACAUCUCUUAAAUGUAAAGUCACCUACCAAUCCCCUGGAUUCCCGACCACCAGCGAUAAAAUGACUCUAAAUGUUGAAUAUCCUCCCCUGGUGAAUAUUCAAAUAGAAGGUAAAAACACAAGUGUUGCAGUUCUGGAAGGUCGAUCAGUGUUUCUGCAAUGUAUUGUUAACAGUAACCCAGCAGGCGACAUUACAUGGAUGGCCAACAGUAAAGUACUUAAUAGCACUAAAUCUGGAAAUAGCCUAUCGCUUCUUAUACAAAACGUUUCAUCCAGUGCUAAUCCAACAUACACAUGUUCAUCAAACAACACCCAUGGAAACAAUAGAGCAGAUGCUCACAUUACCGUGGAUUAUCCCCCAAGAAGACCAGCGAUAUAUGAUUCAAAUGAUAACUCUUUACAAGACAAUUCCACUCAAGAAGUUGUUCAAGGGUCCACUUUGUCCCUGGAAUGCAGAGUUGAAAGUUCUCCAUCUGCCUCAUUUAAAUGGCUCAAACCUAAUAAGACAGUUUCAGAGGGAAUGAAACUAAUUGUAACAAGUCUUUCAGAAAGUGAUUAUGGUUUAUAUAUCUGCAAUGCUACAAAUAAGUAUGGGAACUCAUCCAUCUCCAUCAACAUAAUUCACAAAAACUAUGUUCCUAAAGAAGGAAAUACAGCCUCUAUAAUUGGAGGGAUUUUCGGAGGAGUUCUAAUUUUACUCAUAUUUAUUCUGGCUGUUUUAUUUACCAUCUACAUCUUAAAGAAACGACGAUUUGAUAAGGACAAAAUCGUAAAGAGCCCCCCUGUGGCUGAAGUGAUUUACAACAACACACAGCCUUCAGAACAUACACCUCAGGGAAACCAGACAACCACAGAAGAAUCAUUAUAUGUUAAUUAUGGGCAUGACGUGAACUCUGGAAAUGAAGUGAAUUAUGUGACUAUUGAUUUUUCCAAAUUGAAACCCAAAACACUCCCAGAUGAGCAGGCAAAUGGGGACAUUUUAUAUUCAGAAAUAAUUAGACAUAAAUGACUGUUGGGAUUAACAUAUAUAUUAACAAUAUUAUCUAUAAACUGAUAUCAGAAGAAAAUCAAGUUCCAACAGACUGUGAAGCAGAACAACCAUAAUGUGUUCAUUGCUAUUAUAUCUUGAACAAAUUAUAAAGUCAUGGAGGGCUCAGAUUAGCUGUUGCAGCAUAAAAAUGUAUCAGUUAAAUACAUUGCUAUUACGUUUUCAAGGAACCAUCCUAAUAAGUAUACAUCUUGUUGCUUAUUUUAUAGAGUUUAGGGAACAUAAGAGGACGUUCAAAGGCAAAAUAAUAAAACCAAAACUAGCACGAUCAA